Messenger RNA from Paramecium sonneborni, 832 nucleotides. The record is from the annotation of a GenBank genome assembly. Lineage: Eukaryota; Ciliophora; Oligohymenophorea; Peniculida; Parameciidae.
AUGUAUUGGUUGGAAAUAUUAUAGCUGCAUUCAAUUGUAGCAUUUUUAUAUUACAAUAAAUUGUUUCAAUAUUUAAACGACAUUGUAAAGUAAAUAAGCAUUAUAGGGAAUUGUAAUUGAAAUAGCAGAAAAUUUAAAUUAAGCAAUAAUAUUCGAAGUAGGUCAUAGUCAACCAGAACCGGAAAGAAAUCAAGCUUUUGAAUUUGUAGUGACAUAAAAUGAAGAUUCCAAUAUUUUUUUGAGUUUAGAAGAAACAGAAAGAAGAGAACUAAUACUUACAGAACAAAUAAAAUCUGAAGUUCCAUAAAUAAAUAGAAAAAUUCGGGGAGUGUAAAUUUUUAAUGGUUUAAUAAAUUAAUUACUAAUAAUUUGGGUGAUUUAUUAAUCAACGAUGAUGGAGCCAGUAGAUGCUUGUUAUAAAAGUUUAAUAAUUUUUCAGAUGAUAUUUUUAAUAAUCUCCUUAUUUUAGUAUUGGGAAGGGUAUAUUUUAUGCAUUGUGUUAUUGAUAUCUUUGCCAUUCUUUCUAUUAAUGGUAUUAUGGAACAAAUUGAAGGAAAAGAAAUAGAACUAUCAGAAUAAAUAAAUAUUAAAUGAAUUAAUAAAGUAAAAAAUGGUGGUCUAUUAGAAUGAAAAUGUAUAAGGAGAUUAGGAAUGUGGAAUUUGUUUACAAGUUUAUUGUAGAAAUGAAGAAUUAUUGAUUCUGCCUUGUAACUAAUAGCACCAUUUCCACUUGCAUUGUAUAAAGACUUGGUUAAUAUUAAAUUUUCGUUGUCCAAAAUGCAGAUCAUAUAUUAAUGAUAUAAGAAACACUUAGUCAAGAAGUUUUCUAUGA